GUUGUGCUCCAGUCUGUUGGAAGAAAGGCCGACAACACAGCUACAAACAUGCAGUCCCCUCUUGUGAAUAUCGCUCUGUUGUCCUCUUAUGUUUUAUUUUCUCUGACUCAUAUUCAGAAGGUUGCAGCUGAGGAGAAUGCGAGAGGGUUCGGAGACAAUAUCCAGUGGAGGAGUCUAGAUGAUGGGAAGAAGGAGGCAGAGGCCAGUGGAUUACCAUUGAUGGUUAUCAUCCACAAGACUUGGUGUGGAGCCUGCAAAGCUCUGAAGCCCAAGUUCGCUGAGUCCAAGGAAAUCUCUGAGCUGGCUCACAACUUUGUCAUGGUCAACCUGGAGGAUGAGGAGGAGCCUAAAGAUGAGGCAUACAGUCCUGAUGGUGGAUACAUCCCCAGGAUACUGUUCCUAGACCCCAGUGGUAAAGUCCACCCUGAGAUCACCAACAAAAACGGAAACCCCAACUACAAAUACUUUUACAGCAACGCAGAUCAAGUUGUGUCUGCUAUGAAACAAGCUCAGGAGAAGUUGACAGGAGAUGCCUUCAGGACCCACAUCGAAGACGAGCUGUAAGGGGAGAGAAGGCUGCAGGGUCCUUAUCCACUACCCUUGUACCUGAAGUGUCUACUCGUUCACUUCAACGAUCACAUGCUUACUACGCUCCGAAGGCUUUUUAAACACGAGUGAGCAAGUGCACAUUUCAGGGCUCCUGUUUCCAUCAGUGACAACCUGUUGCUGCUUCCACUUUCUCUCCUCACCGUUAACCCGUUGAAAGUUACUGUCCAGAGAUCAACUUUUUUAUUUUUUUUAGUUUUACAUUUGUUUCAGUACCUCACAACUCGUAAGUCCACAAUACUCUAGUUGUUUCGGACUGUAUAGUACUCUAAAGUGUGAGUGAAUGGGAGUCCCAUCUUGGUCAACCAAAGCAAACCGUCCAUCUGAUACACAGAGGUGCUAAAGUUUUUAGUUUCUCCAUGUAAACUUCUUUUUUAUGGUAAAACUUUUUGGUGUAAAUCCAUCCACAUAUCGAAAUGUAAUUCGAGGUUGAACACAGGCCAUAUAACAACUCUGUAGAAGUUGAUCAACGGAAGAGCUGGACCCAUAAAACUGUCCUGCAUUUAAAACACACACUUUAUUUACACAGCCAAGACUUCAGACGGUAAGAGGCCUCUUUCAGCGUGCUUCCAAAGGUUCAUUUUUAGAAACACUCGCUCCGUCAAAUGUAUACAAGGGGCCUUGAAUUCCAUCUUUUCAUGGGGGAUUUCUUUUUAAAAAUCAGUAUAUCAAUAAAAUGUUCAAUUGCUAAAAAUGAUUUUGCUUUGUGUGGACCCCCCCCAACCGGCUCAUAAUUCUGACUGACGAGACCAAACUGCUUUCUGUGAAGAAUAGAAGGGACGCGAGAUGCACUGAGUGAUAAGUCUUGUCAUGCUGUAUUUGUUUUUUUUUUUACAUGUAUGUUCACAGCCAAGUGUUAAUAAAGUUUGUUGUAUGG
Molecule: messenger RNA, 1483 nt
Organism: Salmo salar (Atlantic salmon)
Lineage: Eukaryota; Metazoa; Chordata; Actinopteri; Salmoniformes; Salmonidae
Gene: txndc12
Product: thioredoxin domain containing 12 (endoplasmic reticulum)
Cellular component (GO): endoplasmic reticulum
Source: RefSeq, marked provisional